UUCCGGCUGUGUGGAAUAACCCCCGCCCAUUUCCGGUUGUCCGUUACAAAAGCUGUUGUUAGCUACUAAAGCAAGAGGAGCUCUGCUCUGGUGACACAACGCCGCUGGAGGAACAAUGGGAGUGAAAGUUGAAGUCGAAUACUGUGGCGCUUGAGGCUACGAACCCCGCUAUCGGGAGCUCCACCGAGUCGUGAAGGAGGAGUUUCCUGAUGCGGAUGUGUCGGGCUUCGUGGGAAGAUCAGGCAGCUUUGAGAUCCAGAUCAAUGGGCAGCUGAUCUUCUCCAAGCUUGAGCUGGGCGGCUUCCCACAGGAAGAUGACGUCAUGAAUGCGAUCCAGGCCGCCUUCGAUGGGAAACCGGUGGCGAAGAUCACCAAAAGCCGCGCACCGUGCGUCAUCAUGUAAACCUCCCUGUGUUGCAGCUUUAACAUCUGCAGCAUCACAGCAGGCCAGUGCGACUUCGAACUGCCGAUGCCACCUCUGGUUCACCUUGUCUGACCUGCUGGGACACAACAGCACUUAAUUUAACCCCAGCAGAGAAGCACUAGGUGUUUUUUGUGAUGCCAAACACCAAACGUCUCUACUUUCUGGCUCCUCUCUCUGCUCUUAUUCUGGUUCUCCAGGCUGUUAAUGAUUACUGUAGCUGAAAAUGUUAAAGGUUACGGUAUGAUGGAUCCAUUCCUGGAGUUUCCUUUGUGUAGGAGCAGAGAUUUGGAGAAGAUGUUGCAGAUAUUUAGGAGGGAGUUCACUUUUAUUUUUCCUGUGGCCUCAUUGCCUUUUCUGUUCUUGCUCUAACAUGCAAAUUUCAGUCAAUGCAAAAUAGUUUCACAUGAGUUCUAAGAAUAAAGGGAGUGUCAGUGCUGUUCUGAAUGAUCUGUUACUAACACAUCUUACUUAGUUUUGAUUGAUUUGGAACACUCUGUUUACGGGUAUUAAGUGGUGAUGCAGUAUGAAUUUGUGGUGGAUGAAUGCAAAAGUUUCUUUCUUUUAUAUGCAUAUCAAAUUGGAAGAGUCUUCAACAUUAGUAAUUGGUUUUAAUGCUGCCGUUGUAUGCAGCAGCUGAGCUCUGUCAAGUACCCUAUUUGAAUUUGUUGUCCAUUUUUUGUACAAAUGGUAAGUUAUUCCAUAUUUAAACUGGUAAAAAAAACUGGAGCGAUCAUCCAUUGUGCUUCUGAAGACCAUCUCCCACUGGUCUGUCAAGCUCACAAUGAAUACAUUUCAAGCUACUUUUCCACAGAUCAUCUCAGAUUAUUUACUCUGAUGUCAAAACUGUAGACUUUCAAUAAAAAUAACGGUUGUUUAAGUA
Molecule: messenger RNA, 1304 nt
Organism: Amphiprion ocellaris (clown anemonefish)
Lineage: Eukaryota; Metazoa; Chordata; Actinopteri; Pomacentridae
Gene: selenow2a
Product: selenoprotein W, 2a
Exons: 4
Biological process (GO): positive regulation of filopodium assembly; negative regulation of apoptotic process
Source: RefSeq, a predicted model, not a curated record